Molecule: messenger RNA, 1573 nt
Organism: Papilio machaon (common yellow swallowtail)
Lineage: Eukaryota; Metazoa; Arthropoda; Insecta; Lepidoptera; Papilionidae
Product: BTB/POZ domain-containing protein 9
Exons: 2
Coding region: 174-1520 (448 amino acids)
Biological process (GO): neurogenesis
Cellular component (GO): P-body; cytosol
Molecular function (GO): protein binding
Source: RefSeq, a predicted model, not a curated record
UAUUUUAAAUGUUGGUACACAUCUCAUUAAAAUUUUAAAAUUCCUUCCAUAAUAUAGCAAAAUAUUGUUUGCAAACACAACAUAAAUAUUCGCGUUAUAUUUUGGAAUUGUAAUACACUGAUAUUACUGCAUUAAAGUGUACAUAUACUUGGCACUUGAUAAUCAUAUUGAAGAUGGGUUAUAAAAUGGGCGAAUUAAGAAAUAAUAGCCUCUACGACCGCGUUAACAAGCUUUUGGUGUCUUAUGAGUGGAGUGAUUGUACAUUUUUGGUGUGUGAUAAAAAAUUCAAAGCACAUAAAUUAAUACUAGGAAUAAGCAGUCCCGUAUUUGAAGCUAUGUUUUAUGGGCCCCUCUCAACUAACAGUGAAAUUGUUAUAACUGACAUUGAGCCUGAGAUUUUUCAACAAUUAUUAAAUUACAUAUACACUGACAAAGUAGAAAUAUCAUCAAUUGAGGAAGCCUUUGAAUUACUAUAUGUUUCAAGAAAAUAUUUACUAGACCACUUGUCAGAAGUAUGCAUAAAGUAUGUACAAUCAAAUGUAAACAUAGAUAAUGUUAUUACAAUUUUAAAUUACCCUGAUUACAUGCAAGAUAAACAAUUACUAUCUUCUUCACUUCGGUUGUUCUGUGAACAUGCUGCAUAUCUACUCAAAGAAAAUAAGAGAAAUAUUACAAGUUUUUGUUUGCAAAAAAUUCUUACAAGUGACAAUAUGAAUAUACCAGAAAAAGAACUUAUUAAAUUUACUUUUGAGUGGAGUACUUAUUACUGUGAAAUGAACAACAUUCCUGUUGAUUUUACAAAUCGAAGAGAUGUGUUAAUUAAAAAUGGAUUGUUUCAAUUAUUAAGGUUUUUAUCAUUAUCUGCAAACAAUUUGGAUGAAAUUGUUACAAAUGCAAAUAGCUUACUUCUACCUCAAGAAUUUGAGUAUAUUAAGAAAAUGUUAAAUGAAUGUAGUGUUUUAUGCACCAAUAAUAUAAUGGACACCAUUAGUACUGUCAUGAUACCAAGGAAUCCAUUGAAACUGCAAUGGUAUUUAUGUCAUCGUAGUCCUGUAAGAUCUGCCACUCCAGCUAUUAUAGAUUCAACUCAUAACUAUGUCCUUUGUAAAUUAAAAACUAAUAAAUCAAUAUUUAUUAAUUAUCUAAAUAUACCAUCGAGGAUGACACCAGUAUUGAACUUUUGUAACAACACACCAAAACAAUACCAUGAAAAUGUUUCAAUUUCAUUGAUAUGUGCCUCUGACAAUAGUGUCAUUGCACAAUAUAGAUAUAACAACAAUGUAGAUUAUGAUUCCAACAUUGAUAUUGAAUUUAAACAACCAUGUUUUAUUAAAAAAGAUAACUGGUAUAAAAUAUGUUUCCAUUGGCCGAGAGAUGACAAUAUGUUUUCAUUUUCAUACGGCAUUCAAUGCAGAGAUACGGCCUACACCAGCAAUAGAAUUUAUUUGGAAUUUGAAGAUGUAUUUUCAUCCUCUGAUAAUUAUGGUAGUUUUUUAAGAGGUUUGAAAUUUUGUCUGUAAUUUGAUGUGUAUUGCAUGGAAUAUGGUGUAACUUAUGGUGAACUUAAUUUAGA